UAAACCCUUCUCUCCCCAAUCCAAUACUAUCCGUCUCUGAGAUCUCGCCGUUGUCCUCAUCCGUACAAUCGCCGGUGUACUUAUCUCAUCUCCGCUCGAUAUCCGUACGGUCACUGAUGUUUCACUCUGCACCAGAGCAAUCAAUGAGCAAGGAGAUGAAUAUUUUUGCAUAAUCAAGAUCUAUUAUGAUCCAAAACGGACUCUGUGGGAAAAAAGUUGCAAGCUUGCCUUUUUGUGACGGCUGUUUCAAGUAAAUUGAACUCUUCAAUAUUUGUUAUUAGUCAUCAGAAGCAUUCAGUAUAGCUGCAGAUUCGUUUUGAAGGUCUGAGGACUUUCAAUUGCAGGAAAUAUUACUACAACGGAAAAAGGGUGGAGAAAGCAAGUCAGUGAGGAAAUAUUAAAACUAGAGACAUGAACAAAGGGUUUUGGAUGACAAAGGGUCCCGGGGGUUUAACUGAUGGUGAUAUGGCUUACGACAAUACUUCCAGAAUUGAGCCAAAGCGUUCUCAUCAGUGGUUCAUGGAUGGCACUGAAGCAGAGCUAUUCCCCAACAAGAAGCAAGCAGUCGAAGUUUCAAGCCACAAUUCAUUCACUGGACUUCUAAAUUCAAAUGUUUCUCCUUGGGGAAAUGCUUCAGGUUUUCACUCAUUUGCUGGUCAAUAUAGUGAAAGAUUAUUUGACCCUGAAGCUGCAAGGACCAUCAACUUUGAUGAGAGAAACAUUCCCACAGUUGGAACAGAUAAUAUCAAUAUGGGAAGAAAAGUAAUUGAGGAUCCACUUGUGAUUGAUUCUUCAUUUGGUUUAUCCAUAUCUCAUACGCUGGAAGAUCCUAGGUCAGGUAUUAAUUAUGGUGGGAUUAGAAAAGUUAAAGUCAGCCAGGUUAAGGACACUGACAAUUUCAUGUCUAUGUCAAUGGGUGAUGCCUAUACUAGAGGGGAUAACAGUAACAUGUCAAUGCCCCAUGCUUAUCGCAAGGACGAUGACAAUUUCGUGUCAAUGGGUCUUUCUUUUAAUAGUGGAGAUGGCAAUGUCAUGUCAAUGGGUGACACCUAUAACAGGGAGAAUAACAAUUUCAUGUCAAUAGGCCAACCUUACAACAAGGGGGAUAACAGCGCUGUAUUGAUGGGUCACACCUACAAGGAGAAUAAUAAUGGCAUAUCAAUGGGCCAGACUUUCUGCAAGGAUGAUGACAAUAUCACAACUGUGGCACAAACCUUGAACAAGGGAGAUGACAAUACGAUAUCAAUGGGUCAUACUUUCAAGGAGAAUAGUAAUGCCAUGUCAAUGAAUCAGUCUUUCAGCAGGUGUGAGAGCAAUAUCAUAACAAUGGGUCAAACUUUCAAUGAGGGGAGUGAAAAUACAAUAUUGAUGGGUCAUACCUUUAAGGACAAUAAUAAUGAUGUCUUAUUCAGCAAGGGUGAUAACAAUAACACAUCAAUGGAUCCAACCAUCAAAAAGGGGGAUGGCCAUACAAUAUCAAUGGGUCACUCCAACAAGGUGGAUGACAAUUCCAUAACAGUGGGCCGUGCCUACAGCAAAGUUGAUAAAAAUAAUUUAUCAAUGUGUCCCUCUUUCAGCAAGGGAGAAAGUAAUAUCAUAUCCUUUGGUGGCUGCCAUGAAGAUGAUGAUAUUAAUUCUUCAGGAAGGCUUAUAUGCAGUUAUGACUUGUUGAUGGGUCAGUCUUCAGCUCAAAGAUCAGAAGUACCGAAUGAAAAUGGGUUGAUUGAAUCAAACAGAGAUGCACUUGUAAGUGCUGCUCAGAUGACUGCAUCUGGAGUUGCAACUGUUUCUAAGAAGAAAGAAGAGCAAAAGGGGUCUAAAAAGGUUCCUCCAAACAGUUUUCCUUCAAAUGUCAGAAGUUUGUUGUCAACCGGUAUGCUGGAUGGAGUACCUGUGAAGUAUAUUGCCUGGUCACGGGAGAAGGAACUUCGCGGUAUUGUGAAAGGUUCUAGUUAUCUAUGUGGCUGUCAGACGUGUAAUUUUUCCAAGGCAGUUAAUGCUUAUGAAUUUGAGCGUCAUGCCAGUUGCAAAACAAAACAUCCAAAUAACCACAUAUACUUCGAGAAUGGAAAGACUAUUUAUGGGAUUGUUCAAGAGCUCAGGAACACGCCUCAGGAUUUGUUAUUUGAAGUUAUUCAGACAAUUACUGGAUCUCCCAUUAACCAGAAAUCUUUCCGUCUUUGGAAAGAAUCAUUCCUAGCUGCUACUCGUGAACUUCAGCGUAUAUAUGGAAAAGAUGAAGGGAAACAAUUGUCAUAAAGCAGUUUGUUCAAUUGUAAGGAUUGGAUCUCCAUGGUGCAUCCGCUUAGCCUUCAUAUCCAGCUCCAGUAGUCUUGUGAUCUUGAGCAAAAAGAGAUACAGCUGCACCUAGGUCCUCAGUGAGUUUUGUUGGGGAAAAAAUUCUGUAAAUUUUUGUUUUUACUUAAUGGCUGUAAAAAGACGGUAGCAAGAAGGUUUUUCAUCAUGUUUUUAAUCAAUGCUUGCAUUGAAGGGUAACAUAAUAUUGAUGAGCAGAAAGUCCCCUUGUUACUGAUUUUGCCCUCUUUUUGGAUUUUGUUACUCGAGAAUGUUUUAAAGAAAUUCAAUAUAUUCUUGGUUGUUUUUCUUUA
Molecule: messenger RNA, 2609 nt
Organism: Cornus florida
Lineage: Eukaryota; Viridiplantae; Streptophyta; Magnoliopsida; Cornales; Cornaceae
Exons: 8
Coding region: 412-2259 (615 amino acids)
Source: RefSeq, a predicted model, not a curated record